This is a messenger RNA of Cylindrotheca closterium, 1962 nucleotides long. The record is from the annotation of a GenBank genome assembly. Lineage: Eukaryota; Bacillariophyta; Bacillariophyceae; Bacillariales; Bacillariaceae.
AUGGUCAAAACAAUUCGCGUCUUGCUUACGGGAGGCUCUGGAUUCCUUGGCCAGCACCUGCUUUCAACGUGGAUGAAAAAUGGCCCGGUCAUUAGCAGCAGCAAAGAAACGAACGGCAAUAAUAACAAAGAAGAAGAAGAAGUGGAAUAUGUCAUUUUUGCCCUGUACCAACGAAGCACCGCCUUUCCAAAAGCCAUUUCGGAGAAUCCUUGCCACAAGAACAUCCACAUUACCCCUUACAAAUGUGACAUUACCUCGCAAGCAGAUGUGGACAAACUGUUUCUGAACAAUUCCUUUGAUGUCUGCCUCCACACGGCAGCCAUGUCGCAACAAAAGGAAUGCCUCGAAAAUCCGACGGGUGCCAAAGCCUUGAACGUUCCCACCUUUCUGUUCGAAAAGCUCAAAGACAAGGUACCUCUGGUGGCAUUGUCCACAGAUCAAGUAUACGAUGGCACCAAGGAUUGUUUGAAAGAUGGCUUCUACAAGGCGGAUGGAGAAACCAUUCGUGCCAUGACGGUCUAUGGCAAGAGCAAGGUGGAAAUGGAAUCGUAUUUGCAAGACAAUCUAGGAUCAAGUAAAGUUCCUACUUUGCUCUUGCGUUCGACCAUUAUUGUGGGUCCGACUCCUCCCUUUGUCGAUGCCCACUCUACCUUUCUUCACUUUGUGGCUUCGCGGGAAAACCAAAAUACUUCCUUCUUUACCAAUGAAUUCCGGACCCUGGUGGGAGUCAAGCAUGUGUGUCGGGUCUUGGACUGGAUGGUCCGAAAUGUCUCCACGGCAACAACAGGAGGCAUUCAAGUCUUUCAUUUGGGUGGCCCCGUGCGUUCCAGUCGCUUCGAAAUGGCCCAAGUGGUCUUUGACCGAUUCCAGUUUGACAAGAGCGUCCUCGAAAAGGCAGAACGAUCUCCUCCCUUUCCCUUGGAUCUCAGUUUGGACAGCACCAAACUGGAGAAGCUUACCGGUAUCGUUCACGAACCAAAGACCAUGGAGGGUCUCGUGGCGGAAACCUUUCCUCGCAAACUUGUCUUGGUGACGGGAGGCAGUGGCCUGGCCGGAUCGGCCAUUCAAGAUUACAUUCAAAAGACGGGCGCCAAGAAUGACGAGGAAUGGGUAUUUCUCUCCACCAAAGAUGGGGAUCUUCGCAAACGCAGUGAUACAGUUGCGAUUUUUGAAAAAUAUUCUCCCACCCAUGUCAUUCACUUGGCGGCCAAAAUUGGUGGACUCUUUGCGGCCAUGUCCCAAAAGGUGGAAUUCUUUCGGGAGAAUGUUUUGAUCAAUGACAAUGUCAUGGAAUGUUGCCGGAUCUACAAGGUGGAAAAGCUUGUGAGCUAUUUAAGCACCUGUAUCUAUCCGGCCAAGGUGACCUAUCCCAUUGAUGAAACCAUGUUGCACAUUGGUCCUCCGCAUCACACCAACGAAACAUAUGCCUAUGCCAAACGACUUCUGGAUGUUAUGAAUCGGGCGUAUGCCGAAGAAUAUGGAUGCAACUUUACCUCGGUCAUUCCCACCAAUAUUUUUGGUCACCACGACAACUUUUCCAUUGAAGGGGGACACGUGAUCCCUGGAUUGAUUCACAAAUGUUACAUUGCCAAACGGGACAAGACACCCUUUACCAUUUGGGGGUCUGGUACUCCCUUGAGGCAAUUUAUUUACAAUAACGAUCUAGCCGAACUGACCGUGUGGGCCAUGAGGGAAUAUCAUGACCCAACCUGUCUGACAUUAAGUGGGGAUGAACAAGAUGAAGUUAGUAUCAAGGAUGCUGCUCUUUGUGUGGCCAAGGCGAUGGGAUUCGAGGGGGAAGUCAAGUUUGAUACCAGUAAGAAUGAUGGACAAUACAAGAAAACUGCCUCCAACAGUAGAUUUCGUGCACUGCGUCCAGAAUACAAGUUUACACCCUUUGAAACAGCCAUCCAAGAGACUGUCGAUUGGUUUGUAGAGAACUUUGAAACUGCUCGGAAGUAA